AUGUUUUACCACGACGUUGAACCAGGGCUUGCCGCAAAGGUGGCCGCCACACUUCUACCAGUGGCGCAAGAGAUCAUGCACGGGAAAUGCGAGUUUGAGCCAUGGAACCAAGGUUUCAACGUUAGCUACAUAUUCACUCAGGAGGAUUCGACACUGCCUUUUGAGGUCCAGCAAGCUAUGGCUUCUCAGUUUCCUGAGGGCAGCUUCACUAUUAGCCUGCUCACAAGCCAUUCUCCCUUCUUGAGCGCUCCGAAGGAACUAGGGAAUGCUAUCCAGGCUUGUAUCAAAUAUACUGGCAAGUUCUUCUCGUCUCAGACUACUCAGUCCCAGUCUCCCUGUAAACCUGCGAGCCCCAUUUUGUCUUUCGGCUUGCUCAAGGGCAGGGACUAUAGCUUGGGCGACCGUUUCGAGGAGCUGUCUCCCGAGUUCACCGCUGGCAGGAUUCAUAGAGACCAUGAAAAGCAGGUAUCCGAAGUCGCAAUCAAGCGAAAAAACGAUGUAGGCGGUGCGAGCGCCUAUGCCGCCGCUCUUGGUGUAGAGGUCGACACGGCGGGUUAG
Verticillium alfalfae VaMs.102 is the source of this 558-nucleotide messenger RNA. RefSeq lists its product with no specific name. Lineage: Eukaryota; Fungi; Ascomycota; Sordariomycetes; Glomerellales; Plectosphaerellaceae. The coding region runs from base 1 to 558 and encodes 185 amino acids. The transcript is spliced from 3 exons. The record is from RefSeq and is a predicted model, not a curated record.